CUGAACACAUGUACAGCAUAUUUUUCAGAUUUUUUGUUUUGUUAAAAGGUAUUUCAUUACUUUAUACAUAAAUUAUUCAUAAAUUUCACAAAGGUUAUUAGUUAUGAGGUGUGAAAAGUGAAAACGUUUAAAGUAUGUUUGCCCAUCAGAUCUUUCAUCAACCUCUUGGAGAGAGUAUACAUAAAUUCAGCCAUUUCUUUGAAGAAUCAUUCUGUUUACAGGUAUCAUUUUAACUUAAAUUAAACUUCUAAUAUGAUGUCUCAUAAGUUUUAGAGACAUAUUAGAUGUAUGAUGUCUGGUGACCAGAUAAAUCCAUAAACAUGAGGUUCAUAACUUAAUAUUUAUUUGCCAACAGGCUGUGAGGUCAAGGAACACAUGUGCAGCUGCUUUCUGUCUAGAUGUGAGGAGAGCAGAAAUUGCCCAUGGACCUUAUCUGCUUUAUGAUUGUGGACUCUGCUAUUUAGAUAAGAUGCAUAUAAAUAGGAGGCAUAUUCCUAAGCUCUCUCAAACACUGCAUGUCAGAAUCUUAUUCAUCAAGUUGGCUAAAAGCUGCAAGAAAACAAAGUAGGAGACUUGAGAGGAACCAGAACAAAGAAGACUAGCUGUCAAAGCAGGAUGAAGCCUGAUCAUAAGGAUGGAGGCCAAAAUCAGAAGCGAGAACAAGACUUUUAUCUGGGCUGCCUAACCAAGAAAUGGUUGAUAAUGUUAUCAACUACUGUUGGACUUCUUAUCCUGGCCAUCAUUAUUGUCCCUGUUGUGAUUCUCACCAGACCAGGAACCAAAGCUCCUGUUCCGCUGUUUCCUACUGAUGGAGACAUGCUGGACUUCCUGGUUCAGUCAGGUGAAAUCAGUGAACAAGAUGGUCUCUUGGCAACCUGGUUCCACCGAGCCAACAGCAAGGAGCAAAUGAACAUGGCUCUUGCAUCUGAUGUUAUGAUCCUAGAGGCAGACGUUACUCUGGAGGGUUAUGGAACUCCUGAUCAGAAUCCAGUACCGAUCAUGGCUCACCCUCCUGAUGUUUAUAGUGACAACACCCUGGACCAGUGGUUGGAUGCUGUGUUGGACUCUAGAAAAGGCAUAAAACUUGACUUCAAGGCUCUGGACUCUGUGGGUUUCUCUCUGGACCUGCUCAAGCAAAAGAACAGCAGCAGAGGAAUAAACAGGCCUGUGUGGCUCAAUGCAGACAUCCUUCGAGGUCCCAAUGUACCAAACUUUGUGUCUCCAGUCAAUGGAACCAGAUUUCUUCAGUUGAUUCAGAGGACAUUUCCAGAUGUGACUUUGUCUCCUGGAUGGAUGGUUCUCUAUAUUCCUCAAAUUGCUAUUGGAACUUAUUCCAAAGAAAUGGUGGAACACAUGUAUCAUCUGAUCAAAGAUGUCCCUCAGAAGGUGACGUUCCCAGUCCAUGCUCUGCUGGUCCACAGAGGAUGGCAGCACAUCAGCUGGCUCCUCAACCAGUCACCAAGGUUCAGCUUGACUCUGUGGCAGGGUUCAGAUCAUCCAACCGUCAGGGACCUGCUGUUUGUCCGGGACAACACCCAACCUGCACAAGUCUACUACGACAUCUAUGAACCUACGCUGACAGCGUUUAAAGAGGCCGCAAGAAACCGCAGUGGUGUUCGGAGGUUUUAUCCUGGAGGAAACCUGAUGGACUUUCUUUAUCCAGUUCACAACUGGAGCAGCAGCUUCCUUACUGAUGUCACCCAGCGCAGCAGUCUGGGAGUGCGCUGGUUUUCAGUCGCUGAUGAGGCCUUCCUGCUGGCGCGGCUCUCAGAUGAGGAUGGUGGGAUGCUGGUUCUUCAUGUAGUUUCUGACAGAAAUCAGCCUGGAGUUCCUGUGCUGGGAGGUUCUGGGACCAGCUCUGAGCCCUUCACACUUCAGCGUGUCUUUGAGCUGCUUGGGCAGAGGACUGAUGCACCCUGGGGGGUUUAUCUUCGGGUUCAUGGCCAUCAGCUUCUGGAAGCUUCCCUCAAACUGCUGCAGGCCGCUUACUCUGCAGAGGAACUCUACAGACCCAUCUGGAUCAGCAUGGAGAGUUCCCAAAGCAGCUACAGCACAAAUGAUUUUGUGUCCACAGUGGAGGAGUUGUUUCCGUAUGUCACUGUGGUCUUGGCUGAGCAGAACUGGCCUCCUCUGAUCCCAGCCUCACUGACAGGCCUGUCCCAAAGGCUGGCUGUUCACCUCACCGCAGCAUCACUGCUCAAAGAACCACAGGAACUUCCCUCCCUGAAGGAGAGGAACCAGUGUGACUUUGUAGUGGAGGUGGACAUGGAGGACACUGCAGAAACAUUUAGAAUUAUGAAGAAGCUCAUGGCCCAACAGGGAGGAAAAUCAAAAGCAAAUCUCUACACGAUGACUAGCAAAUAAAAGAAACUAUCUGACACAACCAUAUGAGGUUGGACCUUCUCAUCUAGCAUGAUGGAGAUUAUCUUUAGUGUCAGCGAGGAGUUGUUUGCUUUAUUUCUUUUCUCUAACCAUUACACCUUGAUUUUAAUAAAGUUAAAUGGAAUAAAGCCUGGUUAGUUCUCAAAGUAUGUUUUCUGUUUGCAUUAUGUAUCAUGAAGGAAAACGAUGCUAAUGUUAAAAUGAAGGUCCUCAUACUGUUAAACUUUCUAUUUACAGUCACAAACUUUAAAUUAUGCCAUUUUGAGUUGGUCAAAUAAAAUCAUUGAAAGACUUUAAAGAAAAUAAAGUUGUGAAUAAACAGUG
Xiphophorus couchianus (Monterrey platyfish) is the source of this 2706-nucleotide messenger RNA. RefSeq names its product family with sequence similarity 151 member A (gene fam151a). NCBI's taxonomy places the organism in Eukaryota, Metazoa, Chordata, Actinopteri, Cyprinodontiformes, Poeciliidae. Bases 616 to 2364 code for a protein of 582 amino acids. The record is from RefSeq and is a predicted model, not a curated record. The transcript is spliced from 13 exons.